Molecule: messenger RNA, 501 nt
Organism: Chenopodium quinoa (quinoa)
Lineage: Eukaryota; Viridiplantae; Streptophyta; Magnoliopsida; Caryophyllales; Amaranthaceae
Product: probable inactive shikimate kinase like 2, chloroplastic
Exons: 4
Coding region: 1-501 (166 amino acids)
Source: RefSeq, a predicted model, not a curated record
AUGAUAUCGAAGUCACUGAACUUGAAUUCAAUGAGAUCAGAUAAGAACUUCUUUCCUUUAAUCUCUAAUGACACAUCCUUAAAGGUUUUGUUUUCUGAUGGAUUUUCUGAUUUGGAGCUAAGAGUGUUGCUUAAAGAUACAGGGGUGCAAAGUUCUAAAGAAAUACAGGUGGACGUUGAUGAAAGUUCAUUAGCUGUAAGAAUUAAGCAACUUGGAUCCAUCACAACACUGAUGGAAACUAAACAGCUCUAUGAUAGGAUUAAACCCGGGGAAACUAUAUGGUAUCUUGAUGAGGACCAAUUGGUUAUCAACUUGAGGAAACAAGACCAGGAGCUCAAGUGGCCUGAUAUCAUGGAAUCCUGGGAAUCCCUUAGUACUGGUGUCUUUCAACUUCUCAAAGGGACAUCAAUCUAUAUAGUUGGUGAUUCCACAGAGAUCAAUCAGAAGGUUGCUGAAGAGCUUGGAGUUGGUCUUCGGAUAAAUUUAUUGGAAACGAACUGA